AUGGGAUAUUCAUUGACAUUGUCGGCCGAGCUAGAAGGUGUGACAUCCUUGCAGCCAGCUGAUUCGCUGGAAUCACCCUUUGAGUACACAUUCCAGGUCCAAUGUACCUCGUGCAGAGAGAUACACUCCAAAGAGGUCAACAUCAACACUCUGGAAAAACACGAAAUGAGUGGAAGCAGAGGUGAGGCAAACUUUGUGUUCAAAUGUCAAUUCUGCAAGAGAGAAUCAUCAGCCAACAUCACAAGGACGAAAAAAGCAUACACCAUCGAAGACGAUAAACCAGUGGCGAUCCUGGAUAUUGAUUCAAGAGGACUCGAGAUUGUCAAGUUCAUCCCUGUGGGAAACUUCAUCUGCAGUGCAGUCGAAGGACCUACCAAGUUCACUGAGGUGGACCUGAGUGACAACGAAUGGUACGAUUACGACGACAACGCAGGUGCGGAGGUAUCGAUCACAGACGUGAAGUGGGACUUUGUAAAAAACUAA
Kuraishia capsulata CBS 1993 is the source of this 483-nucleotide messenger RNA. RefSeq lists its product as uncharacterized. The record is from RefSeq and is a predicted model, not a curated record. Bases 1 to 483 code for a protein of 160 amino acids. Lineage: Eukaryota; Fungi; Ascomycota; Pichiomycetes; Pichiales; Pichiaceae. Gene Ontology annotation, molecular function: zinc ion binding. The transcript is spliced from 2 exons.